This is a messenger RNA of Anisakis simplex (herring worm), 561 nucleotides long. The record is from the annotation of a GenBank genome assembly. Lineage: Eukaryota; Metazoa; Nematoda; Chromadorea; Rhabditida; Anisakidae.
UUGAGUUACAUUCAACAGAAUGGCGCACAACCGGAGCAUUUAUCGCAGAGCUGGAUGUAUCAACUGAUUCUUGCUGUGCGAUACAUGCAUGCACUGUCGAUAGCGCAUCGCGACUUGAAACUGGAAAACAUUUUGUUGUUCGAUUGCGAAACCGUUAAGAUCGCUGAUUUUGGAUUCUGUCGUAUGCUGGGCUCAGAACGCGAUCUGUCGUUGACGUUUUGCGGAUCGAAAUCCUAUUCGGCGCCAGAAAUUCUUCUCGGACGUGCCUAUCCACCAUUUAAAGCAGAUGUCUGGUCUCUUGGUGUGAUAGCGUUUGUGAUCGUGACCAAUCGAAUGCCGUUCGAUGAGCAUGUGUCGAGCAAUACGGUUAUUGUGAAUGCACAACACAAACGAUCCUAUCACUAUCCGAAACAGUUGAGGAUCAGCGAUGCAUGCCGUUAUUCAAUCGACAAAAUGAUGACUUUUGACUACAAAAUAAGGCCGGAUAUCCAUGAAACUAUGCGUUUACCAUGGUUUCAUCCUAAUCGCACCACUGUGACGAGACGUUCAACAAGAAGCUGA